AUUCGCCCUAUUUACUUUUCUCCCCUACGUACAUACGCGCUCUAUAUGUGUGCGUAUGUGUGCGCAGCUGCUUUAUUUCUUCUUUUCCUUGUCCUGUCCUAUGUCUGUCUGCUAUUCAUCGUCAUCGUCAUCGUCAUACAACACUUAUCUUAAAGAGACAGAAUAAAUGUGUAAAUCUGUCAAUUAAUUCAUUCAUCCAUUUUUUUUUCUGUUUCUUUUUCUUCAAAGAAAAAACAACGAUCAACAAAUAAUGAUACAAUUACAAAUAAUGAAUCAUCAAAUAACGAUAAUGAUCAUCAAAUACAUUCAAAUACUGUUGAUCAAUCAUCUGUAACCGAUGAAUCAUCAUUUGGCUCCUGUGAACCAGGUACAAGUGUAGUUUUACAAGGUAUUGUUUGGAAUGAAACAGAUAAAGGUAAAUAA
Messenger RNA from Didymodactylos carnosus, 423 nucleotides. The record is from the annotation of a GenBank genome assembly. NCBI's taxonomy places the organism in Eukaryota, Metazoa, Rotifera, Eurotatoria, Philodinida, Philodinidae.